Molecule: messenger RNA, 1657 nt
Organism: Salvia hispanica
Lineage: Eukaryota; Viridiplantae; Streptophyta; Magnoliopsida; Lamiales; Lamiaceae
Product: cytochrome P450 CYP72A219-like
Molecular function (GO): monooxygenase activity; iron ion binding; heme binding
Source: RefSeq, a predicted model, not a curated record
CUGUUCCAACUAAAAAUGGAUUUGUUGAUCUGCUUACAAACACUCUCCGCCAUUGUAGUAUGCAUAUACAUCUCCAAACUCUUGAACUGGCUGUGGUUCAAACCAAGAAACCUCGAGAAACGCCUCCGGAAGCAGGGCUUCACCGGAAACUCUUACCGGAUUUUGUCCGGAGACAUGAAAGACAUGAGGCGGAUGAGCAAAGAAGCCGCCUCAAAACCCAUCAAUUUCACCCAUGAUUACACCACCAGAAUCAUGCCAAUCUUCCAUUUUCUUCUCAACAAAUAUGGGGAGAAAUGCUUUUUAUGGUUCGGACCAAGCCCUGCAAUUUUUGUGAUGGAGCCAGAGCUUGUAAGAGAAGUUCUGUCAAAGAGUAAUGUGUUUCAAAAGAUUCCCGGACGUCCCUUUGUUAGAAUGAUAAGUGAAGGACUAGCAACGCUCGAAACGGAUAGAUGGGCCAAGCAUAGGAGACUCCUCAAUCCUGCAUUUCAUGUGAAUAAACUCCAGCAUAUGGUUCCGUCGUUCUACUUGAGUUGUGAUGAGAUGUUGAGCAAAUGGGAUGAGAUUGUGGGAAAUGGAGGAAGUUGUGAAGUGGAUGUGUGGCCUCAUCUUCAGAAAUUGACGAGCGAUGUGAUUUCAAGAACUGCGUUCGGGAGUAGCUAUUUGGAAGGAAGAAAGAUCUUUGAACUACAACAUGAAUUAAUUCAACAUGUUACCGCAGCAAAUCGAUUUUUUUACAUCCCAGGAUACAGAUUUUUGCCAACAAAAAUGAACAAGAGAGUUAAAGAGAUCACCAAGGAAGUGAAAUCAUCCCUGCUAGAUAUAAUCAAUCGAAGAAUGAAAGCAAUGGAAGCAGGGGAAGCUAGCAACGAAGACGUACUUGGGUUACUACUCGAAUCCAAUUCCAAAGAAAUCAAACAACAUGGAAGAAAGCAUGGAAUGAGCAUGGACGAAGUCAUCGAAGAAUGCAAACUCUUCUACUUUUCAGGCCAGGACACAACCGCGUCUCUGCUCGUCUGGACGAUGAUUCUACUGAGCAAGCACACAGAGUGGCAGACUAGGGCAAGGGACGAGGUCCAGCAAGUUUUCAGCACAGGAGACCCUGAUUAUCAACAAUUGAAUAACAACCUCAAAAUUGUAGGCAUGGUCCUACACGAGGUGCUACGACUCUAUCCUCCCGCAUUUAUGCUCGUGCGAAGGGCGCACACAGAAGUUAGGUUAGGGAAUGUGAGUGUACCGGAAGGAGUGCAGCUUAUGAUGCCCUUGGUUUUAUUGCAUCACGACCCCAAAAUAUGGGGCGAGGAUGCAAAGGAAUUCAAUCCAGAGAGGUUUAGAGAUGGCGUGCCUAAUGUCGCGCAGGGGAUGGCCUACUUCCCGUUCAGUUGGGGGCCGAGGAUAUGCAUCGCGCAGAACUUUGCUAUGUUGGAAGCUAAAAUAGCGGUGGCUAUGAUGCUGAAGCGUUAUUCGUUUGAGCUUUCGCCUUCGUAUUCGCAUGCGCCUCACCAAUUUAUAAUCGUACAACCCCAACAUGGUGCUCAUUUGAUUCUUAACAAGCUGUAAAGGGUGUGUACUGAUGGAAUAAAAAUAAGAUUAUGAGAAUAAGAACCAUGAAUUGUUGAAUCGAAAUUAAAUAGCAAUGAUAUCAUAACAUUUUUACACU